This is a messenger RNA of Ctenopharyngodon idella (grass carp), 5861 nucleotides long. It is a transcript of the gene nr5a1b, whose product is annotated as nuclear receptor subfamily 5, group A, member 1b. Gene Ontology annotation, molecular function: zinc ion binding; nuclear receptor activity; RNA polymerase II cis-regulatory region sequence-specific DNA binding. Gene Ontology annotation, biological process: hormone-mediated signaling pathway; regulation of transcription by RNA polymerase II; tissue development. NCBI's taxonomy places the organism in Eukaryota, Metazoa, Chordata, Actinopteri, Cypriniformes, Xenocyprididae. The record is from RefSeq and is a predicted model, not a curated record. The transcript is spliced from 7 exons. The coding region runs from base 526 to 1773 and encodes 415 amino acids. Gene Ontology annotation, cellular component: RNA polymerase II transcription regulator complex.
CGUGAAUAUGAGGGCAUGUCUACUGUGUGAACGCACGAGGCCAAACAUUAAUAAAGAGCUGCUGCCCUCGCGCUGUCCUCGCAGACAUCACACAGGGUUUUUUUUACCCGGGAAACACGCACAAAGUGAACCGGCAGGAUCGCGCGGGUGUCGCGGCUCUAGUGAUUAAAUUCCUCGCGCAGAGAUCAGCAGCACUGAAGCACCGCAGAGGAGCAGAGAGUCACUGACAGGCGCUCGGCGGGGCGGGAUGGACUACAGUUAUGAUACGGACCUGGAAGAGUUGUGUCCGGGUUUCUUUAAGAGGACCGUACAGAAUAACAAACGGUACACAUGUGCAGAGAGUCAAGACUGUAAGAUUGAUAAAACCCAGAGAAAACGGUGUCCAUUCUGCCGCUUCCAGAAAUGUCUGAACGUCGGGAUGCGGCUGGAGGGUGAGCGGAACAGCCUGUUUAAUCUCGAAUUCAGUUCUGGAUGAACUGCAUCUGAAAUUCAUAAAGGAUAUUUCGAGCUGUCCGUGCUGACAGGAUGCGAGGAGGGCGCAAUAAAUUCGGCCCCAUGUACAAACGAGACCGGGCGUUAAAGCAGCAGAAGAAAGCUCUCAUCCGGGCGAGUGGCUUAAAGAUGGAAGCCACGCCCCCUUUGCUGUCAUCACCGCAGUCUGACUACAGCUUCAGCACUGCUCUCUCGGUUCCAGCUCAAAAAAACACCCACCCGAACAUCAGCACCCCAGUGGCCCCUACCGAUUAUGAACGCAGCCUGUACGCAUCCAGUUCCCUGAGCUUAUCUGUCCCCAUCCCGGCCCACACCCCUCUCCCAGCACAGUACCCGUAUCCAAACCUACCCAGCCGUGCCAUCAAGUCUGAGUAUCCCGACCACUACACAAGCUCAGAGCACUACACCAGCACCAGCUCCCCAGAAUCGGUUCCAGGCUACACGUACAUCGAUCAGAUGCGAGUGUCGACCAGCCCAGCUGUGGCCCUGCCGGGCUUGACGGUACCGCCGUUGGUUCUGGAGUUUGUUCGCUGUGAGCAAGAUGAGCUGCAGGUGCAAAGCAAGAUAAGCGCUCACCUGGCCCACCUGCAGCAGGAACAGAACUCUCGGAGUGCGGCGGCCAAUCAGGAACAGAACACACGCCUCGCAGCCAAACAGGAACGACUCAGCACCUUCGGCCUGAUGUGCCACAUGGCCGAUCAGACGCUCUUCUCUAUCGUGGAAUGGGCACGUAGCUGCAUCUUCUUUAAGGAGCUCAAGGUGGGAGAUCAGAUGAAGUUGCUGCAUAAUUGCUGGAGUGAGCUUCUUGUGCUGGAUUACAUCGCCAGACAGUUGCAUCAUGGGAAAGAGGACAGUGUGCUUCUCAUUACUGGACAGGAGGUUGAGCUCGCGUCUUUGCUGGCCCAGGCAGGGGUCACUCUGAGUGGGAUGAUACAGAGAGGUCAGGAGCUGGUGCAUCGUCUACAAGAGCUUCAGCUGGACCGCAGAGAAACUGCCUGUCUUAAAUACCUCAUCCUCUUUAACCCUGAUGUGAAACUGUUGGAAAACCAGCCUUACGUCGAGAGCGUGUACGAGCAGGUGAACGCCGCGCUGUUGGAGUACACACUGUAUGCGUAUCCGCAAUUCCCGGACAGGUUUAGCCAGAUUCUGCUGCGCCUUCCCGAGCUCAGAGCGCUGAGCGCGCAAGCCGAAGACUACCUGUGCUACAAACACCUGAGCGGAGAGGUGCCGUGCAACAACCUCCUCAUAGAAAUGCUGCAUGCCAAGAGAACCUGCAUCUGACACAAACGCACAUUCGCACACAACAGCCUGAUUCCUUCGCAGCUGACGCUGUUAUCGACUACAUGUUUUGCAGCAGUCAUCUCCCGCACAGAGAAAACCUCAUCAACCAUGCCACUGUGUUUCUGAACGAGGAAGAGGGGAGAUGUCAGUGUUAAUGACUGUGUCUUAAAAAUAAAGGUUCUUUAUUGCCAUUGACGGUUCCAUGAAGAACUUCUAACACCCAUGGAACUUUUCAGUUAUACAAAAAAUUCUUUGUAGUAGAAAAAAAAAGAGAUUUUUAAAAUGUUACACUAAGAAAAACAUUGUUGUUUUAAGAACUGUUCACUGAAAGGUUCUUUGGGGAACCAAAAAUGUUUUUUCUAUGGCAUUGCUGCAAAAAAAAAAAAAAAAAAAAUUGGAACCUUUAUUUUUAAGAGUGUAUAAAGCACUGCAGAAAUGACAUAUUUUUGUAGGCCAACUCUGAAGUUAGCAUCGUCCUGGUUCCCUCAACAAAAACUCAUUAGGAUUUUCCCAUUGGCUUUUGGAUUAUUAGACACAAUAAGCUAUUCGGCUGACAAAAGGUAGCGAUUCUUACACUCUUUGUUCAUCAAGAUAUUCUUCAGAAUUGAACAAGCCUAAAUACAAUUGCCAGAAGUAAAAAGCUAAAUGAACUACACAACGGAUGCGUGACUUUAACAUCACACCAAGCUUCUGACAACUUUGAGUUAGAAUAGAUUGCAACAGCGCAAUUAUAAACAAAAAUGAUGUGAAAGUGGACUUUUCCUAUUCGGCUGAUGAUGUUUAAUGUUUCCAACAACCUGUUAGCAAUCGCCUUUUUCAAGACAAGUAAAAUGUUUUUUUUUUUUUUAAUUUCCGUAACACUUUACUUAAAGCCUUUAUGUAUAAUGCAUUAUAGAGGUAUUCAUAAUACAUGUUAUAAUGCAUUAUAUCUUUUUAUAAAUAAUUGUAACCAAAGUUAAAGGAUUAGUUCACUUUAAAAUAAAAAUUACCCCAAACUUUACUCACCCUCAAGCCAUCCUUGGUGUAUAUGACUUUCUUCUUUCUGAUGAACACAACCGGAGUUAUAUUAUAAAUAUCCUGACGCAUCCGAGCUUUAUAAUGUCAGUGAACGGGACCAACGAGUAUGAAGCUGAAGAAAGUGCAUCCAUCCAUUAUAAACGUACUCCACCCGGCUCCAGGGGGUUAAUAAAGACCUUCUGAAGCGAAGCGUGCGUUUGUGUAAGAAAAAUAUCCAUAUUUAACAAGUUAUGAAGGAAAAUAUCUAACUUCCACCAGAACGCCUUCCGUAUUCAACUUAUAAAGAAAGUGUAACGCCUCUAAGAGUUCAAAGCGCUUAUGCUACGUCCUACACCUUCCGCAUUCAACUUAAAAUUUAAAUUCAGCUUAAGUUGAAUAUGGAAGGCGUAAAUUUUACUUUGUAACAUAAUUAUGGAUAUUUUUCUCACACAAAUGCAUUGCUUCACUUCAGAAGGCCUUUAUCAAAGUAUGUUUAUAAUGGAUGGAUGCACUUUCUUGAGCUUCAUACUCGUUGGUCCCAUCACUGCCAUUAUAAAGCUUGGAUGCGUCAGGAUAUUUAUUAAUAUAACUCAGAUUGUGUUCAUCAGAAGGAAGAAAGUCAUAUACACCUAGGAUGGCUUGAGAGGUGAGUAAAGCUUGGACUAAUUUUCAUUUUAAAGUGAACUAAUUCUUUAAAAUGCAUUAUAUUCCUUGUUACAUCUGAAAUUGGUUGUUUGUCAUGCAUUUCUAAUAGCAUAACGUAAGUUUUUUAAUGUAUUAUAACUUUGUUCUUGAGACCACACAAUGCAAUAUAAGGUGGAUUACAAGGCAUAAUUAAUGCUUUAAAAAUACUUUUAUAAUGCAUUAUAUAUUUAUAGGCCUUAAGUAAAGUGUUACCAAAAUCUCAAGGGGGUAUUAUUGAUGUAUUUUAUAUUGUAGAAUAAAACGUGAACAUAUCUUGAGCUUGUGUUCACUACAGACUUUAUUUCAGGCAUUUAACCAAAAACCCAUUUAAACAAUCAGGACAUGGAUGCUAAAAUGCUAACUCGAUUCCAGGUUAUGGCUUAAAAAUACAUCAUUCUUGCAGCACACUAUUUAAAAAAACAACAGAUUGUGCCUUCCCUCUCUUUACACACACACACACACACACACACACUGAGAAGCACUUCUUCUUUAAAAAAAAAAAAAAAAAAGAAGAAGAAGAAACAACAAAAAAAGAACAGGAAUCAAAAGACAAAGUGAGGCAUAGUCACAGCCAAGAACCACCCAGACAGGGAGCGACAGCAUGACCGUCAUGUCAUAAGAAAUAUUUCAAGAAAUACAAAAUGAAGUAAAGCACUAAUGAAAAAGAAAGCUGGUGAAAUCUAAUGAUUUCCUCAAGAGGAGACAGUAAACGAGCUAAAUAACCUUCAUUAACAUUCCCUUUUUAAGACUGAAAGCGAGAAAGAGAGGGAAGGCUCCAUUCAACAAAGCAUUUCCUGCGCACACAUAAUAGCUCUGUCAUAUAACCUAGUGAGCUGCCUACUUGGACAGCAUCAUAUACGUUUUUUUCUAAAUGUAGACUAAGAUUUUAUAUUUUUGUAUGGCCAAAACCUCACCUGAAGUCAAUCACGCAGAGAGAAAAAAAAAGAAAGACAUUAAAUAAAAAAUUAUAUAAUCAUAGAAAAAUAGAAAUUAUGUACACUAUACAGUUCAAAAGUUUGGGGUCAGUAAGUUUGCUUUUUAAUUAUUUUUUUAUUUUUAUUUUUUUAAAGAAGUUAAUGCAUUUAUUCACAAGGUUGCAUUACAUUGAUCCUAAAGUUACAGUAAAGACAUUUAUAAUGCGCAAAAAAAGAUUCUUUUGAACUUUCUAUUCAUCAAAGAAUCGUGAGGAAAAAAAAAUGUAUCAAGGUUUCAACAAUAAGCAGCACAACUGUUUUCAAGACUGAAAAUAUUAAGAAAUAUUUCUUGAGUGGCAAAUCAGCAUGUUAGAAUGAUUUCAUGUGACUGUUUUUGUGAAAGAAAUUAAUACUUUUAUGUAUCAUGGUUUAAUGUAUCAUGGUUUCCACAAAAAUAUUAAGCAGCACAACUGUUUUCAACAUUGAUAAUAAUAAUGUUUCAAAUCAGCAUAUUAGAAUGAUUUCUGAAGGAUCGUGUGACACUGAAGACUGGAGUAAUGAUGCUGAAAAUUCAGCUUUGAUCACAGGAAUAAAUUACAUUUUAAAAUAUAUUAAAACAGUUAUUUAAAAUUGUAAUAAUGUUUCACAAAAUUACUGUUUUAAUGUAUUUUUGAUAGCUUUGAUGAGCAUAAGACACAUCUUGUGCUCAAAAACAUUUCAAAAUCUUUCUGACCCCCAACUUUUGAAUGGAAGUAGUGGAUAUGUAAAUUAUUAAAAAUAAUUUGCCUAUUUGAGUACAUUAUUGUCUAAUAACCGUACUAACACUAGACUCUAUUGUCAAAACUAUCAUAUUUUGUGCCACGUUGAUGCUGAUGCUGUCUAUGUAGAUUAUUAGUCACUUAUCAUGAUUAGGACACUACCUUAGAAGGCAGCUACAUAAGCAUUACAGUUCGUAGACAGCAAGGCAGCUCACUAGGUUUUGGAACAGAGCUUAAUGCCUGUACAAGUACUCAUCAGUCAUGGCAGAUGGCAUGCUCAAACCCACACACUAACACCAGAAGAUUGUGUAUGUUUAAAAAGCUCUGAGUGUGUGCGCCGUCUAAGUGUGUGUGCACAUGCUUGAGAAAAGGGGAGGUAAAUUAGGAUUUGCAAUUCUGCCUUAACACUAACACUGUUGAUCCUGUGAAGCUGAGAGUAUAAAUCAGCAUAAAUAACUAUUAGAUGUGCGUUCGUGUCUCUGUGCGUUCUAAUGUGUGUGUGUAAGAGAGAGUGUGUGUGACUGUUAAGAAAGGACAUCUCAAUACGCCCCUCUCAAGCUUAGGCUAAGCUGAUUAUGAUAUCUCAGCAUGUUUCUGAUUGGUUCAUUUUUGUAUAGUGGAGUGUCUGAUUGGUCAAGUUCUCUUUCAUGUAACAUGUUUGUGUUAAUAACAUUUGAUAUGAGUGUGCUUAACUGUAUUGUUUCAAAUGAAUAAAUACAAAUUAUUUAAACCUGUA